Messenger RNA from Charadrius vociferus (killdeer), 1248 nucleotides. Its product is annotated as zinc finger protein OZF-like. Gene Ontology annotation, molecular function: RNA polymerase II cis-regulatory region sequence-specific DNA binding; DNA-binding transcription factor activity. NCBI's taxonomy places the organism in Eukaryota, Metazoa, Chordata, Aves, Charadriiformes, Charadriidae. The transcript has a single exon. Gene Ontology annotation, biological process: regulation of transcription by RNA polymerase II. The record is from RefSeq and is a predicted model, not a curated record. The coding region runs from base 1 to 1248 and encodes 415 amino acids.
AUGCGGCGGGAGGAUGAAGGAUGUCCUGGUGGAACCAAAGUGGGUGAGACGGUGGUAAAAUCCGAAGGGACUCACCAUGGGAGAGCUUCUGAGAGCGCCCGGGGCACGGAGGGGUGCCCAGGGGUGGAGGAGAAGGACGGAUUCACCCGCGGUGAGUGCGAUCAGCAGCUCUUUGCAGGAGAGAGUCUCUACGAAUGUUUCCACUGCAAGAAAUGCUUCCAGGACAGGUCGGAGCUCAUUUGCCACCAGAGGUUGCACCAAGGUGGAAAGACUUUUAAAUGCCAAGAGUGCGGAAAGGAGUUUGGGAAGAGCUCGGACCUUAGUUCCCAUCAGAAAAGCCACAUGGUGGAAAAGCCCUACCAGUGCUCGACGUGCGAGAAGUUCUUCAAGGACCGCUCCACCCUCAUCAGGCACGAGCGAGUGCACACGGGCGAGAAGCCCUACAAGUGUCUGGAGUGCGGGAAGAGGUUCACCCGCAGCUCGGACAUCAUCGUCCACCAGCGGAUUCACACGGGGGAGAAACCCUUCGAGUGCUCCGAGUGCGGGAAGAGGUUCAGCCAACGGUCCAACCUCUUCACCCACCAGAUCGUCCACACGGGGGAGAAACCCUUCACCUGCCACCAGUGCGGGAAAACCUUUGCCCGCAGAUCGGAGCUCACCAUCCAUCAGCGAACGCACACCGAGGAGAAACCCUACCAGUGCUCCCAGUGUGAAAAAUCCUUCCGGGGAAGGUACGGACUCUUCAGGCACGAGCGGUUGCACACGGGGGAGAAACCCUACGAGUGCUCUGAGUGCGGGAAGAGCUUCGGCCAGAGCGGGGACCUCAUCACCCACCAGCGCUUCCACACGGGGGAGAAGCCCUACCACUGCUCCCAGUGCGGGAAGUUCUUCUGCAAUAAAUCCAGCCUCGUCAAACACCAGAAGUGGCACUCGGGGGAGAAGCCCUACAAGUGCCACGAGUGCGGGAAGAGCUUCGGGCAGAGCUCGGACCUCAUCGCCCACCAGCGGACCCACACCGGGGAGAAGCCCUACCCCUGUGCCGAGUGCGGGAAGAGGUUCACCAGGAAAUCCAGCCUCAUCGUCCAUCAGCGGGGACACAGAGGACAGAGAACUGGAGAAUGUGCAAAAUGUGGGAAGGGCUUGGAGGAAGGCUCUGGGAGCGUGGGGAUGGGAGACAGCUUGUCCCCGUGCUCCAAGUGUGCAAAGACCCUCGAGGAAGCAUCAAGCCUCCUUGACCGGCAGAGGUGA